Messenger RNA from Psilocybe cubensis, 2856 nucleotides. RefSeq lists its product as uncharacterized. The record is from RefSeq and is a predicted model, not a curated record. Lineage: Eukaryota; Fungi; Basidiomycota; Agaricomycetes; Agaricales; Agrocybaceae. The coding region runs from base 1 to 2856 and encodes 951 amino acids. Gene Ontology annotation, molecular function: protein serine/threonine kinase activity; ATP binding. The transcript has 14 exons. Gene Ontology annotation, biological process: protein phosphorylation.
AUGUCAUCGUAUAAUCAAAAUCCCAUUGGUCAAAAUCAAUAUGCUAAAGUCCCCGAUGCCAAUGACGUCGAACUCCGUGAGGCAUUUGAGUGGUAUCACCGAGAACUGGUCGCAGUGAAGGAUAUUCCUUCCCAUCUUGAAAGAGAGCUAGGGCUCAAAAUAAGCCUUUCUACUGUUAAGAGGCGCCGAAAUGACCUUGGGUUGGUUGGAAGUAGAGUCAACCAACGAGAAAUGUCUUACUCGGAGAAAGUUCAGUAUAUCAUUCUUGAGCUUAAUGACGAUCCUAGCAAAGGACGUGGAGUUUCCACAAUUCGUGCUCGCAUUGCCAGCAAUUAUGGGAUACAUUUACCCCGUGAUUUUGUCUCCGAUAUCAUGCACAUUCAAGAUCCUGACGGAUUUGAUCUUCGGAAACCGACAUCAAAGAAGGUUUUCCGGGUUAGGAAAGCACCGAUUGGUAUCAAUGAGCGUUGGUCCGGUGAUGGUCACAAUAAACUCAACAGCAUUGGGUUUCCAAUAUGGGGUGUUGUUGAUGAUGCAACUUCUAAAUGGAUUGGAGCUUGGGUUGUUCCUAGCAAUCGCUUGGCAACAGUUAUAGGGUACCUAUUUCUGGUUCUUGUGGAAAAAAUGGGUGGAAUGCCGCUUCAGUUCACAACAGACUGUGGCUCUGAGACUACUCAACUCUAUGGAUUAAUCAAUGCUUUGCGAAAUGCAUUUCAAGCGAAUUUGGAUUCCUCAGAACUGCCGGCACAUGUUUACCUUCGAAGUGUACAUAAUAUUUCAAUUGAGAGAUCAUGGCUACGCCUUCGCCUCAAAUGGGGAAACAAUGCAGUUAUCAUUUUCAACCGAGGAAUUGAUGCCGGUCUGUAUAAUCCAGAUGAUAUCCGUCAAAAGCAGUUAUGUCUUUGGCUUUGGCCACGAAUGCUACAGUGCGAGCUUGAUCAAUUUAUGGAGUUCCAAAAUGGUGUUCGCAUGCGUAAAGAUUCCAAAAAGGCAGGCCCAUCUGGUUGCUCUCGGAAUGAGGCUUUUUUAUUUCCGGAGAGAUGGGGAGGGAUUAAUUGUCUUCAACCGGUUGAUCUUGAUGUGGUUCGAGAAAUUAAGGAGAAGAUGGGAGGCGAAGAGCUCUUGAGCUUUGUAUCCGCUGAAUUUGCUAACGAAGCACAGAAAGCAUUUGACUCAUUAGGAUUUUCUGACCAGAAAGCCGAUGCUAUUCCUACUAGCAUUUUAGGCCUACCUGGUGUUCCAGAGCUUAUUUUUAAAAAAGAGGUACCACAAGACGAUGCCACCGUUCAAAAUAUGCCGUCAGAAAACUUACUAGUAGAUUCCAUUAUGGAGGCAGCUAGCGAGCAUAUGAAAAAGGCUUCAAAUACACGUCUAGCUCAGACCCCAAUUGCCUAUAAAAGUCCGGGAUUGGUUGGAUUUCAAAGCAAAAACCGUAAUCUUGAUUCCGCUGCUAAAAUUCAAGCAGUAAGAAAGGCUAAGAAAGAAGAAGCCAAGUUACUCGAUAACGGUAUCCGUGUUACGGCCUGCUUAAACAAGCUCAACCAGAUGAAGGAAUUUCAAAUUAUUGAAAGAUUUGAUCCCGACAUUUCAACGAAGCUUGCUUUUGACAAGAUUCUGUUACGAAUUAGGGAUGAUUUUGAAGCAAAGCAUCCGGGAACAGAACAACUUACUUGGUAUGCCUUGCACAUUUUGUCGUUUGUGACUAUGGGCUGCAUUGACAGGAAUAACAGGGCAAAUGUUUCUGUCUAUGCCCAAGAGAAUCAGACUAGAUUCUCGUCUCUUCAGCAUUUUGACCAAGCAAAAUCUAUGGUGACUCUUUUUAAAGAAGAAUUCUUGAAAAAAAAGAUUGGUAGUCAGAAGAAGCUUGAAAAUCGUGAAAUUGAUAUACGACUAACAUACGAGAAGACCAAGGUGUUUAAUGGUGGAGGCGGCAGUGUGUUGUCAGAUGAUGAUGAUUCCGAUGGCAUUGAAUGUCUUGGUGUAAGCCUGGCUUUGUUGGGGAACAAAAGGAAACGAAGCAUACCUGCAGGCUCUUCUCGUCGCUUGAGAAAGGAAGCACACGGGUCCCGUAGUGCUUUAUUUUCUGCUAAAGCUACUAACUCGCAGGACCAGGUGGUAGUUUUGAAAAGCGCAUGGCUACGGAUGAAAGCCUCAGAUAAUACUGGUAGCUGGACAAGAAACGUGCAGAUGGUUCCUUAUAAGUUUAUUCGGACUUCUGUGACGUAUGAUAUUCAGACGGGUCACCUUGUAUGGACUAAAGAGAUGGUUGAAGAAACAAUUGAAAUUGCCGAAAAAUGGCAUUCAAAAUCAGACUCGGGAUUUAUUGGAGAAGGGUUUACAAAGAGGGGAAUCUAUGCACAAUUUGGUGGAAAGGAAUAUGUAUUAACUCAACCAGUUGGUAUUUCCAGUUCCACGGCACAACAUGUGCUUCGGGAGGAAUACAAAUUGUUAUGCCAAGGGGACGCAUUUAAGGCAGAAUUUGACAAACUUGCAAUACAAGUCAACAUGAAAACCAUUUCUCGUUUUUAUUUUAACUUUGCUUCUUCAAUCUUUGGCGAAAUUGUUCCAUCACCCGCUUCAGAUGGUUUUCCACUGCCUUGUCCAUACUUUAUUGCUACUCUCCUACUUUCUUGUGGAGAGGCAGAUCCAGGAAUCCGAAAAUUUACUGGAAAUAACAUUGCAGAAAAUCCUGAAGAUCACCUCGCCCAAGCCAUUCAUGCAUUUGCCCAUUUUAGUGCCGUCUAUUCCGACAAUCAGCUAUUGUUUUGUGAUUUACAAGGCGCUCGAGAUAAACAAGGAAUCAUGUGUCUAAUUGACCCACAAUAUUAUUCAACCACAGAAUCCCCUGUUUACUGA